AUCAUAGUUGUAUAAUGGCUUUUCCACAGGAUGACAUGAUCGAAAUAAGUAGUGCUCACAAUCACAAACCAUAAGUCAAAAGCUAAGAGAGGCUCACUCCUAAAAGGGGUAAAGUAAAGCCCGACGUGGAGACUUCCCAUCCCUUUAAACACUGAUAUCAAAACCUCAUCUUCCCCAAAGAGAAAAAGAGGAAACUGCAUUACAAUUUACAACACACCCACAAACAUGAAUGUAGAGGAAGUCUUCCACAUGAACGGCGGCGAUGGCGCCAACAGCUACGCCAAGAACUCUCAUUUCCAGAAGAAGGCUUCUGAGAUGGUGAAGCACAUAACGAUCCAGACGAUCCAACAAGCCUACCUCUCGAUCCGGCCCAAUAGCUUCGGGAUAGCCGAUUUGGGCUGCUCCUCUGGCCCCAAUACGCUCUCCAUCGUCACAGAUUUGGUGGAAGCCCUCACCCGUGAAAUCACCCCGCCGCCGGCCGAGAUACGCGUCUGCCUCAACGAUCUCCCCACCAACGACUUCAAUUCCAUUUUCAGAUCCAUCCCGGACCUCUACCGUCAACUUCGCCAGGCCGGAACCGACGAUUUCGCCGGUGGGUCCUCGACCGUUUUCGUUUCCGCUCAUCCGGGGUCGUUUUACGGGAGGGUUUUCCCCACUUCUUCCCUCCACUUCGUUUACUCUUCGUACAGCCUUCACUGGCUAUCCAGGAUACCUCCAGGGUUGUAUGAUGAACAAGGGAAAUCAAUCAACAAAGGGAAAGUCUACAUUGCUGAAUCCAGUCCACCGAGUGUAUCCAAUGCGUACGUAGAUCAAUUCAAGGAGGAUUUCGCUUUGUUCCUCAGGUCGCGAGCAGAGGAGCUUGAUGCCCAUGGGAGAAUGGUGCUGAUCUUGACCGGGAGAAUCGGUCCUGACCAUGUGGAUAGAGGGAAUUCAUUGCUAUGGGAGCUGCUCUCUAGAUCUUUAGCCAUUUUAGCUGCUCAGGGGGAUAUUGAGGAAGGGAAACUUGAUUCCUAUGACGUGCAUUUCUAUGCACCAUGUAGGGGUGAGAUUGAAGCUGAGAUCAGGAGAGAUGGUUGGUUUCAGUUGGAGAGGUUUGAGACAUUUGGGAUGGACGUGAAAUUUGAUGAGGUUAAAGGGAGCUUUGGCAAAGAAGUUGCGAGGACUGUUAGGAGUGUACAGGAAUCGAUGUUGGGACACCAUUUUGGGGAAGGUUUGAGCUUGGACAGUUUGUUUGACAUCUUUGCUAGAUUGGUGGAUGAAGAAAUGGCCAUUCAGGAAAUCCAGCCUGCUAAUUUCAUCCUUGUUCUUAGAAAACUAUGAAAGCUUAUUCUCGGGUGAUCAAUAAUAAAUUAUGGUCCCAGUA
Messenger RNA from Linum trigynum, 1363 nucleotides. Lineage: Eukaryota; Viridiplantae; Streptophyta; Magnoliopsida; Malpighiales; Linaceae. The record is from the annotation of a GenBank genome assembly.